Molecule: messenger RNA, 1289 nt
Organism: Hemibagrus wyckioides
Lineage: Eukaryota; Metazoa; Chordata; Actinopteri; Siluriformes; Bagridae
Product: src-like-adapter
Exons: 7
Coding region: 197-1027 (276 amino acids)
Molecular function (GO): protein binding
Source: RefSeq, a predicted model, not a curated record
UGGUGAGAAAAGCUUCCCUAUUCUGACAGCCUACAGUCAAGUUCAACUCUUUGCUUAUCUUUAGGAACUUAAAAACAGCCAAGCAGCAACAGUAAAUGAAUGUGCUGUACUAUAAACAUGGUAGCGGAGUCUAUUAUUAAAUGCUGAGUUAAAGAUAUCAAUUGUAUGAAUAUACUGAACACUCGUAAACUUGGAAAUGGGCAAUGUGCAGACGACUUUUAAAUCUAGAGAGGACUUCAUACAAACUGCCAACCUUCCAUCAAGAGUAAGUGAAAAGGAACCCGCAGUGGUCUUGAGUGAUUAUCCUCCCCCUGAAAUUUGUGAGCCUCUGUUUAGGACAGGAGACUGGCUGAGACUCAUAUCUGAUGAGGGCUACUGGGUGAAGGUUUACUCUCUCCAGACAAGAGAGGAAAACUUCAUCCCACGCUGCCAUGUAGCUAAGGUUUAUCAUGGGUGGUUGUUUGAAGGGGUUGCAAGACAAAAAGCUGAGGAGCUUCUACAGCUUCCUGGGAAUAGAGUCGGUUCUUUCAUGAUCAGAGAGAGCAGAAGAGGUGUGUAUAGCCUGUCUGUGCGCCACAGAUCUAUAAUGCAUUACCGGAUACUCCGUCUACCAAACAACUGGUACUUCAUCUCUCCACGCCUAACAUUCCAGUGCCUAGAGGACCUGGUCAACCACUACUCUGACAUAGCAGAUGGUCUGUGUUGUAUGCUCACUGGUCCUUGCCUGGCAGCCCCUGAUUCUGUACAGCCCCUGUCUCAGUCUACUCCUAUAGUUAGAGCUCACACCUCUAACUGGACUGCAAUGGACAGGACGGACCUUGACCAACAGAACACCAGUGCCGCCUCCGCACAAGAAUCUGACUUCAGUAGCGGACUGCAGGACAGUGUAUCGUCCUAUCUCUUUCUGGCAGGAGUGGAAGAGAAAAAAAGGCAUAGCUGGAAGAGGAAAAAGUGGAGAUCUAUCUACUCAUUUCCAAGCCAUAGGUACAAUGCUGUCACAGAAGAGGACCAAGAAGAGGAAUACUAAACAAAAAGAACAAAACAAAAAUAAUUCAAAUCUAUACCCCACAUGGACAAAAGCUAAGAAAUAAGGUUCUUAGCUUAGUUUAGAAGGACAACUUACCACAGACAUGUGAAUGUAGAGAACUUGGCAAGUUAACUAUUUUAUCAAACUAGUGCACUAUUUUCAUACUGCCUGCUCCUUAGUACCAAAGAUGGACACAGUAUCUUUGUUCUUGUACUUUGUCUUUAUACUUGUACCUCUUAUGAUUCAAACAUUUACCAUAAGC